CGUCAGAAAACGAAAUCCCUAUGGUAAAAAAGCAUUAGAAAUCUGCCGAAGUGGUGAAGAGGACUUGCUGGUGAAAGACGGAACAAUCGCCAGCGCUGAGCAUGCCUAGAAGCAGCGUACUUACUCCUUCCGGUAACCGGUUUCCAUUUCUAUUUGGCUUUCAGAGCGGCGUUUCCAGGACAAGAUGAAGUCCCUUGUAGUGUUCGAUUUCGACCACACGUUAGUGGACGAUAAUAGCGAUACGUGGGUGAUAAAAUGCGCCCCUAACCAAAGUCUACCAGCCUGGCUCAAGAACUCGUACCAAAAAGGACGCUGGACUGAAUAUAUGGGGCGAGUGAUGUCUUAUUUAGGAGAACAGGAAGUUAGCCGCGACACUGUUCGAAGUGUCAUGGAAACCGUGCCUUUUACAGACGGAAUGGUCGAGCUUUUAACAUACAUCUCUCAAAACAAAAAUAACAUUGACUGCAUCAUCAUCUCCGAUUCCAACUCCCUCUUCAUUGACUGGAUUCUUGGAGCAGCUGGUGUCAAAACGGCGGUUGACGAUGUCUUCACGAAUCCAGCCACCUUUGACGACCGAGGCUAUAUGUCAGUGCAGUGCUAUCAUGCUCAUGAAUGCGGUCAGUGUCCUGUCAAUAUGUGCAAGAGGAGUGUGCUGGAUGACUUCAUAAAAAACAAGAGGCAGGGCGGUGUGCAGUAUGAGAGGAUCUGCUAUAUCGGCGACGGAAGGAACGAUCUUUGCCCCGUAAAGAUUCUCAGAGAAGGGGACUUGGUAAUGGCGAGAAAGGGAUAUACGUUGGAGACGCUUCUCUCAUCAGCACGGGUCUCGGAGAAUUGUUUACUGAAGCCACGAGUUGUUGUGUGGUCAAGCGGAUUUGAAAUCCUAAAUGAAAUUAGUAAAUUGAUUAAUUAAUGUAUACCUGUCAUUACAAAAAUAUCUACACAAGCUAGUAUUAAUACUUA
This is a messenger RNA of Anguilla rostrata (American eel), 960 nucleotides long. RefSeq names its product phosphatase, orphan 2 (gene phospho2). The transcript has 2 exons. Bases 185 to 910 code for a protein of 241 amino acids. The record is from RefSeq and is a predicted model, not a curated record. Lineage: Eukaryota; Metazoa; Chordata; Actinopteri; Anguilliformes; Anguillidae. Gene Ontology annotation, molecular function: phosphatase activity.